AUGAAAGAACCCCAACUCCCACCUCCAGAUAUCGCCCAGAUAUCUAAACCUUCAACAAGGGCAACCCGCUACCUAGUAAUCGGCGCUGGGUCCCGAGGAAACGCCUACGCCCGUGCUGUCACGAGAACAACCCCAGGAACUAUCCACGCCGUCGCCGAGCCGCACGCCUUCAAAAGGCGCGAGUUCGGCCGGAAUUAUAUCUGGGGUUCGGAGACACCCAUAGAGGGACAGGACUUUACAGAUUGGCGUGAGUGGGUGCAGUGGGAGACCGAGCGACGCAAGAUCAAAAAGAGCGACCACAACGAGGACCAGCAUGCAGUGCUGAAUCACCCACUCGGCGUAGAUGGCGUCUUCAUCUGCACAUUAGACGAAACACACGUCGAAAUCAUUCAAGCGAUCGCGCCGCUGAACUUACAUAUUCUCUGCGAGAAACCUCUGGCCCUCUCGUUGGAUGACUGUUUGACCGUUUACCGGACCCUCCAACCACCCCAGGGUCCAAAUGAGGCCGCUCUCGCCCCGAAAACGAUUUUCUCAAUUGGACAUGUCCUUCGUUAUAGUCCUCAUAACAAACUACUUCGCAAACUCCUACUCGAAGACCGUGUUAUCGGAGAUAUAGUCUCACUGGAACAUACGGAGCCAGUGGGCUGGUGGCAUUUCUCGCACAGCUAUGUCCGCGGGAACUGGCGUCGUGCAACAGCGAAAGGAGAUGGCUCUCUACUAACGAAAUCAUGCCAUGAUAUCGAUUUUAUUCUCUGGCUACUUUGUUCGCCUGUGUCAGCCGAGAACGCGCAAAACGAAGGCUUGAAUCCGCAUUUCCCACGGAGUAUCUCAUCAGCUGGGUCUUUGACGCAAUUCCGGCGGAAACGGAAACCGGUUCACGCGGGUGAUGCCACGAAUUGUCUUUCUUGUCCUGCUGAGAGGGAUUGCAAUUACAGUGCCGUGCGGAUAUAUGAUGAUCGACAUCUUGCGAAGGGACACACGGGGUGGCCGGUCGACAUUGUCUGUCCUGAUAUUGAAGAUGCGUAUCAGGGACAAGGUAUUCAUGCUGCGGAGGCACAGUUGCUUGCUAAAUUGGGCGAGGACUGGAAUAUCAAUACGCAUUCUGAUUCGGAGAUCGCGGCUCGACCUUGGUAUGGACGGUGUGUUUAUGAGGCUGAUAACGAUGUUGUGGAUGAUCAGGUUGUUACUGUUUCGUGGGAUGAUGAGACUGAGACGCCAUACCGGCUUGCGAAGACCGCUUCGUUCCAUAUGAUUGCACCUACGGAGAAACAAUGUGAACGAAGGGGACGGAUUUAUGGGACUUUGGGCGAGAUUGAGUAUGACAGUCAUCGCAUUUCAAUUUAUAACUUUGCUUCUGCGGAGACGACUGUUCAUAAUGUGCCGAAGCCGCCGCCUGAGAGGGCUGAGUCGCAUGGAGGUGGUGAUUAUGGACUUGCUGGACAGUAUGUGGCUGCUGUUGAGGCUGUGGUGAAUGGGGGUAUGGAUAUUCAGACUGCGCAGGCGAGAUUCGUAGGUUGUACGUUGGAGGAGGCGGUGCGAAGCCAUGCGGUUGUGUUUGCCGCUGAAGAGGCGAGGCGUGAGGAGCGGGUUGUGCGUUGGAGGGAAUGGUGGGAGGAGAAGUUGAGGGCUUCGGCUGCGAGCUUGGUGUGA
Messenger RNA from Penicillium longicatenatum, 1650 nucleotides. RefSeq names its product Gfo/Idh/MocA family protein. The transcript has a single exon. The record is from RefSeq and is a predicted model, not a curated record. Gene Ontology annotation, molecular function: nucleotide binding. Lineage: Eukaryota; Fungi; Ascomycota; Eurotiomycetes; Eurotiales; Aspergillaceae. Bases 1 to 1650 code for a protein of 549 amino acids.